This is a messenger RNA of Haliotis rufescens (red abalone), 1060 nucleotides long. RefSeq lists its product as uncharacterized. The transcript has 4 exons. Bases 89 to 1060 code for a protein of 323 amino acids. NCBI's taxonomy places the organism in Eukaryota, Metazoa, Mollusca, Gastropoda, Lepetellida, Haliotidae. The record is from RefSeq and is a predicted model, not a curated record.
UGUUUAUAUUCGUUUUGGAGAAACAGCUACUCUGACUUGGAAUUUGCAUGGGUCUCGAAACAAAGAUUUUUUUAUCAGAAACGAUUUUAUGAGAGAAAAUGUGAUUCACUUCACGAACUACAACAAAGUCAAUAUUACUAGAAAGAAAUCAAGAGUGGAAUUCACUGGAAACAUAACAUCCUCAGGAACUGGUCUCUUCAGCUUCGUGAUCAGUAGCGCUGACGACCAUGACUUUGGUCAGUACAGCUGCUACCUUGGUUCACCACAACGUCCAGGAACAAAGAUUCCCAACUGUGGGCAACAGCUAGUUGUGAUACGAGUUCAAGAACCUUAUAUCGAGGGCCCGGAAAAGGCAUCCUUUGGCGGUUCUGUUAAUCAGACAUGCAACACCUUUCUGAAAAGUUACCCCAGUUUGAACCUGCCCAUGUCCUUUGUCUGGAUGAGGAACGGAAUGAGUGUGGAGAAUGGAGGCAGGCAUCAGUUGGUGUCUGGUAGCAGUAGAUGUAGAGGCGGGCGAUGCAUGAACAGCACUCUGACUAUCGUUGGCGUGACAAGGAAGGACAGAGUAGACAUAUACUCUUGUCAGACAGUGGUCGGGGACAAUAUACUCACAGACCAGAGUGUGGAGUAUGUCCUUGGUGUGUCAUAUGUGCCUGAGUCUCCUCAUAACACGGAAGUGCACGAGGGAGACACUGUGUUGCUUUCCAUGAGGACACCCCAACAUCAGUCAAGAAUAUACCUUAAAGACCCUAAUGAUAGAAAUGUGUUUGAAAUGGACUCUGCCGAAGUCUACAUAUGGGAAACCUACUGGACCAGGAUCAAGAUCGUGAAAGUCCUCACAUCCUCGGAUGAAGUCGCUGUACAGUUCCAACUCUCUGACAUCGCAUCAACUGAUUCUGGCAGGUACCACUGUAGCCUGGAGGGUCAUGGAAGCUGUGACUGGGAACACGUGCUGGUUGUUUUUAAUGGCACUGUGACUACACCAGCUUCACAAUCUGACGAAAACUCCCCUAUAGGUAAAGUAUAUGAUUCGUAUAAUCGACUCUGCAGUCGUGAAUAA